This is a messenger RNA of Trichobilharzia regenti, 1160 nucleotides long. The record is from the annotation of a GenBank genome assembly. NCBI's taxonomy places the organism in Eukaryota, Metazoa, Platyhelminthes, Trematoda, Strigeidida, Schistosomatidae.
AUGCCCAGGCUGAAAUCAACUUCAAAGCCUUCAAAGUCAAUAUCUAAUCAUGCUAAUACUACUACUAUGACUCUUCUUCUCCUUUUAUUCGCUUCACUUUUUCUCCUUAUAUGUAUAUUAUUAGAAUAUCAAAUAUCUAUUCAUGAAAUUAUUCUCACUUAUUAUUAUAUUCAACAUGAACAGGUGCCUAAUACACAAAGAAUAAAUAAACAGAAAUUGAUUACACAAGAUACAUGUAGAAGUAUUUGUCAACGUAUCCCUAAAAUUUCUAAAAGUCAAUCAAAAUCUCAUGGAUAUAUUUCAGAAAGGAUAUCUCCUAAAUUUAAUGCAAAUUUACAAAUAUUAUCUAACCUGAGUUAUCCUCAUUUAUCAGGUGGAGCAUGGAUAUACAAGGUGAAGGAGGAUAAUGAUGAAGGGGAAUCAGAACAGGACGACAACAACAAUGACGUCAUUGAGGAUAGAUAUUGUGAUGUCAUUCCAGAAGAUGGUGUAGCUAUCAUUAUCCCAUAUCCCCCAAAUCAAGACAAAUCCGAACGUCAACAACUCUAUGUCACAUUGUCUACGCUAAUACCAUUAUUACAAAGACAACGUAUAUGUUAUCGGAUAUUUGUAAUAGAAUCACUUAGUUAUAUCAAUAGUGAUUAUGAUAAUAAUAAUUCUUAUAAUAAAGGUAAAUUAUUAAAUGUUGGUUUUGUCGAAGCUAUGAAGUUGUUUCAAUUCCAUUGUGUUAUAUUUCAUGAUAUCAGUUUAGCGCCAGUGAAUUAUUAUAAUUCUUAUCAAUGUGAUACAAUGACGAAAUAUUCAAUGAUUCAUUCAAGUAUGGCGAUUAGUAAUAAUCUUAGUAAAUUUAAACCUCCUUAUACAUCAUCCUCUCCCUCCACAUCAUUAUCAUCAUCGUAUAGGAAUAAUGGUGUUGUUAAAUUAACCGCCAAAAAUUUUCUAACUGUCAAUGGAUAUUCAAAUGUUUAUUGGAAUGUAUAUAACGAUAUAGAAUACCAUUAUGACUUUAUUAGACGUCUUAAAACUAUUAAUAUUGAGUAUAGACAUGUCAAUGAAAAGAUUGGACAAUAUAUGCUUACAUCAUCAAAUAAGAAGUGGGAAAAUACACGUCAACUCAAUGGGAAUAAUAACAAUAAUCAUAAUAAUAAUAUGAAUAUUAA